Molecule: messenger RNA, 4716 nt
Organism: Pedinophyceae sp. YPF-701
Lineage: Eukaryota; Viridiplantae; Chlorophyta; Pedinophyceae
Source: the annotation of a GenBank genome assembly
AUGGCGCGCGGGAGGGAGGGCAAGCGCGCACGGGGCGGGGGGAGGGGCCGGGGGCGGGCUGCGCAGGGGGGCGCCAAGAAGGCGAAGCGGGGCGAGAAGGCGGACGCGAAGGUCACGAGAAGGGCUGCGAACAGGCUCACGCUCGAGGAGAUCGAGUCAGACCGACUGACGCAGCUCGCCAAGCAGCACUGGCAGGGGGACGGGCAGCCCUUCGACGCGGGCGUCGUGAAGAAGAUCUACGAGGAGGAACUGCGGCCACGCGGGGACAAGGGCCACCGCGCCGCGGCCAGGCAGCAGCGGCUGCGCCUCCUCGAGCUGUCGCAGUACCUGGAGCGCUACCUGUGGCCGAACUUCGACGAGGAGGGCGCGUCCCGCGAGCACGUCCUGUCCGUCAUGAUCAUGGUCAACGAGAAGAUCCGCGAGGGCCUCGACGCGUGGCCGGCCGCGCCCCCCGACGCCGACGCCGGCGCCGGGCCCGUGCCGGCGCUCUUCCGCCGCAUCGCCGCGCUCUGGAACGCCGACGGCGACGACGCGCUGGGCCCCUGGGAGUCCGUCGCGUUCGUGCACUUCCUCGUGAACGCGUUCGGCUCCCUCGAGAACGAGGGCGUGCGGGCGCAGGCGCUGCGGCUGGUGUCGCUGCCGGUGUGGCACGCGCUGUCGCCGGGGCGGCUCGAGCUCGAGCUGCACGCGCACCCGCAGGUCGCGAAGCACUGGCGGGCGCUCGCGAAGAAGGAGGCGAAGGCCGCGAAGAGGGCGGGAAAGCAGCACGUGCCGGUGCAGGAGCGGCCCGAGGGCAGCUUCCUGCCCGCGGUGCUGCGGACGUUCCUGGAGCGCGUGGCGCAGCCCGUGGAGCUGCCGGACGCCGAGGACGCGGCGAAGAUGGAGGUGGAGGAGGAGGCGGCCGCGAAGGCGGGCGGCGGCGGUGAGGGGGGCGCGCUGGUGAGCGUGGGGCUGGUGGACAGCGACGGGGAGGACGAGGGCGGGAGCGGCUCGGAGGACGAGGACGGGGCGGCGGAGGCGGAGGCGGAGGCGGAGGCGGAGGGAGGCGGCGCGUUGGAGGGCGGGAGUGACAGCAGCGACGCGGAGGAGGUCGCGGGGGCGAACGGGGACGGGGCGGGGAAGCGGCGGAAGCCGCGGAUGGACUGGGCGCGGAUCAGGUUCUGCGAGCGCAUGGUGGAGCUCCUCAUCGACCUGCUGUCGCAGCUCCCGACGCGGCGCUUCGUGCACGCGCUCGUCGAGGACCUCGCGCUCCUCCCGCGCCUCCGCGCGUCCCCGCUCUACGCGCACCCGCGCCACGGCGACCUCUUCCGUCAGCUGGUCGACCUCCUGCAGUUCUUCGCGGCCUUCCCCAUCGACAACCACACCGGCGAGCAGCAGAGCGACGAGGACCUCCUGCGGGCCUCGUACGACCGCGCGCAGCAGCUCCAGCGCCUCGCGUUCACCUUCCUGCCGAAGCUCCGCGAGCUGGCGUACUGCGCGUGCCGCGACGUGAUGACGCGGCGCACGAUGGCGGCGCACCUCGGCGCGCUCGACGACGACGAGCUCACGGAGCUCGCGGCGCGCACGCUGCGCGUCGUCUCCGAGGCGGUCUGCGCCGCGAAGGGCGCGGGUCCCGCGGUGGCGCGCGAGGCGCUGCUGCUGCACUUUGAGCGGCGCAAGGGGCUGCGGAGCGUGAUCAACAGCAUGCCGCUGUACCCGACGGAGAACGUCCUGUGGGACGACCGCCAGGUGCCGACCACGCACUGGGGCGGCGAGGGCUGUCUGCCCCUGCCGAAGCUGAACAUGCAGUUCCUGUCCUACCAGGACUACCUGAUGCGGAACUUCCACCUGUACCGCCUGGAGUCGACGUACGAGGUGCGCGAGGACGUCCUCGACGCGCUGCGCCGCGUCCGCCCCGUGCUCACGCACGAGGGCGUCACGGCCUUCGAGGGGUGGGCGCGGAUGGCGACGCCCAUCAGCGCGUUCGAGAUCGUCGAGGUCCGCAAGCCGAACGUCGGCGAGGCGCGGCCCGCGGAGGUCGUCGCGGAGCUGCGCUUCGAGACGCGGUCGUUCCGCCCGGACGUGCGCGCGGAGUGGGACGAGGUCAAGCAGCACGACGUGCUCUUUCUCUUGACGGUGCGCGCGCCGUCGGCGCUCGAGGCGAUGCGCGCGCGGUCGGGGCGCGCGGCCGAGGACGCGCGCGCGAAGCGCUCGCUCGUGCACAUCCGCGGGUGCGAGGUCCUCGAGGUGCGCGCCGGCGCGGGCAAGCUGAUGAACGACUUCACGGGGCGGGUGCGCGUGGAGGACCAGCGGCCGCCGCAGGGCACGGCGCGGACGCUGCUGCUGUCGCUCGACACGGCGCAGUACCAGCUCGACAUCGAGAACGCGGCCGCGGGCGGUGUUGUGGGCGAGGACGUGUACGCGGGGUUCAACCUGCUGCUCCGGCGCAAGGCCAAGGAGAACAACUUCCGGUCGGUGCUCGAGAGCAUCAGGGACCUGCUGAACGACGAGGAGGUGGCGCUGCCGGACUGGCUGCACGACGUGUUCCUGGGGUACGGCGACCCGGGGUCGGCGGCGUGGCACCGGCUCGAGGACAGGGGCGGCGUGGCGAAGACGGUCGACUUCCUGGACACGUUCCUGGACGAGCAGCACGUCGUGGAGUCGUUCCCGGGGUACGACGUCCAGUUCAAGGUCGACGAGGGCCAGGCCGUCGCCCCGCCGUUCCGCGUCACCUUCCCCGACGACGACCACCCGGACCCGGCCGUCGUCGGCGCCGCGGUGGCCGGCUGCGCGACGCGCGAGUCCCGCCCGCCGCUCCUCGUGCAGCCCUACUCGCCGCCGGACCCCGGACCGUACCCGCAGGACCAGCCCCGGCGCAACACGGUCCGGUUCACGCCGACGCAGGUCGAAGCCAUCCGGGGGGGCGUCCACCCCGGUCUGUCGAUGAUCGUGGGGCCGCCCGGGACGGGCAAGACCGACACCGCGGUGCAGAUCAUCAACGUCAUGUACCACAACCACCCGGGCCAGCGCGUCCUCCUCGUCGCGCACUCGAACCAGGCCCUGAACGACCUCUUCACGAAGAUCAUGGAGCGGGACAUGCCCGCGCGGUAUCUGCUGCGGCUGGGCAUGGGCGAGCAGGACCUCGACACCACGAUCGACUUCUCGCGCGUCGGGCGCGUCAACGCCAUGCUCGCGCGCCGCAUCGAGCUCCUGGGCGAGGUGGAGCGCCUGGCCAAGCUGCUGGGGAGCCCCACGGACGUGGCGUACUCGUGCGAGACGGCGGGGCACUUUUGGCUGCUGCACGUGCUGGCGCGGUGGGAGAAGUUCCGCGCGGGGUGCGAGGCCGCGGCCGCGCGGGGGCGCGGGGGGGCCGAGGGCGAGUCGUCGCUGACGGACGUGGUGAAGGGGACGUUCCCGUUCACGGGGUACUUUGCAGACGCGCCGCAGCCGCUGUUCAAGGGGCGCUCGUUCGAGGAGGACAUGGAGAUCGCGCGGGGGUGUUUCCGACACCUCCGGGGGGUGUUCCAGGAGCUGGAGGAGUGCCGGGCGUUCGAGCUGCUCCGCGGGCAGGCGGACCGCGUCAACUACCUCAUGACGAAGCAGGCCAAGGUCGUCGCGAUGACGUGCACGCACGCGGCGCUCAAGAGGAGGGAGUUCCUGAAAGUCGGACUGCAGUACGACACGCUGGUCAUGGAGGAGGCCGGGCAGGUGCUCGAGAUCGAGACGCUCGUGCCCAUGCUGCUCCAGAACGCGGAGAGCGGGAAGAGCCGCCUGAAGCGCAUCGUGCUGAUUGGGGACCACAACCAGCUGCCGCCGGUGGUGCAGAACGUGGCCAUCCAGAAGUACGCGCGCAUGGAUCAGCCCAUGUUCACGCGCUUCGUCCGCCUCGGGGUGCCCUUCAUCCAGCUCAACGCCCAGGGCCGCUGCCGCGCCGACAUCGCCAAGCUCUUCAACUGGCGCUACAACAACCUGGGCGACCUGCCGCACGUGCAGUCCGCGCGGGGCUUCCAGGUCGCGAACCCGGGCUUCCGGUACACGUACCAGUUCGUCGACGUGCAGGACCCCGCCGGCGUCGGCGAGACGGCGCCGUUCCCGUACUUUUACCAGAACCUCGCAGAGGCCGAGUACGUCGUCAGCGUGUACCAGUACAUGCGCCUCCUCGGCUACCCGGCCUCCCGCAUCUCCAUCCUCACCACGUACAACGGCCAGAAGCACCUCAUCCAGGACGUCGUCGAGCAGCGCUGCGCCGCGCACCCCGCCUUUGGACGGCCCCGCAAGGUCGCGACGGUGGACAAGUACCAGGGGCAGCAGAACGACUACGUGCUGCUGUCGCUCGUGCGCACGCAGACGGUCGGGCACCUCCGCGACGUGCGGCGCUUGAUCGUCGCCAUGUCGCGCGCGCGCCUCGGGCUCUACGUCGUCGGCUGCCAGAGCCUGUUUGGCAACUGCUUCGAGCUGCGCCCGACGUUCGAGCAGCUCCUCGCGCGCCCGACGCAGCUCUGCCUCGUCCCGGGGGAGGGCUUCGCGGAGGGCGCGGAGCCGUGCGCGCGCGAGGCGGCCGCGGAGGUCGAGUCGCGGAUGGUCCCCGGGGUGGUGGAGCUGGCCAACAUGGUGGCCAGCAUGCAGCGGGCGUGGGAGGACGCGCGGGGCGGGGCCGCGGCGGUGGCGGCCGCGCGCGCGCCGCGGCCGCCGCCCGGAUCGCCACCGCGGCCGCAGCCCGCGGACCGCGCCGAGUAG